AAAAAACAUUCAUGCAUCCAUCCACGACUGCAAAAAGGAGCAGCACGUCAACACGCGUUCUUUCCGCACAGCCCACCUUCAGCGAUCAUGACGGCGAAGAACCGACAGAAGAGCAACGCCGGCGGCGAGAAAGUCCCGGCCGCUGCCCCGCCGGUGCAGAAGGAGGAAAAGCCCCAGAAAAUUAACGGCGUGAGCGGCUCCGCAGGCGCCCAGGGGCACGCGCGCACCCCCGCCAAGAAGAGCGGCAGUUGUUUGGGCACCCUGCUCUCGGUGCUCUUCUACGCGGCCAUGAUCGCGGGCGCCGGCCUGGCCGCCUUCCACUUGCAGAAGGUGGUCGAGGAGAUCCGCCGCACGAGCGCCAAACACGCGGAAAGCGCGCAAAUGAGCGCCGAGCUCAGCGGCAAAAUGGAGAGCGUCGUUCAACAGGUGGCAUCUCUGAAGGGCGCGGUGAACGCGGUGGAGUCAUCAAUGGCCGCUACCCGUGUGGAGCUGAAGGGCGCCGUGGCCCGGAUGGCGCGGGGCGAGGAGGAGACCAGGCGGGUGGAGGAGGCCCUCCAGAAGCUCCAGAAGGACCUCCUCGGGGAGCUCUCCGAGGGCAUCGGCGAGGUGAAGGAAGCCCGAGAGCGCGACUUCUCCUCUCUGGAGACGACGGUGGAGCAGCGUCUGGAGGAGGUGAGCCGCUCGGUGCGCGCCAGCGUGGCCGAGUUCACGGACGCCCAGGGCGAGGCCCGGAGCCAACUGGCCGACCUCAAGGCCCGGCUGGGCGGCAUCGAAGACCCCGCCGCGGUCAAGCGGGAGCUGGCCGCCAUCGUGGACGUGGUGGCCGAGAUCAGGGCGGCCAAGCAGGACGCCGACUCCUCCGCCGAUUCCAUCCGGGAGCAGAUCAACUCUGUGAGGGAGGAGCUGCGGACGCGCAGCCAGGAAGUGACAUCGCUUUCCCAGGAAGUGGAGUCUGUCAGGUCGGUGGUGCAGGACACGGUGGGAAGUCUCAAGCUGUCCGUGUCCGCCGCCCAGACGGACGUCCAGGCCCUCGGGGACCAAACCGGCACCCUGCGGGGCGGCUUGGAGCAGGCCGCCGAGGGCGUCCGCGACGUGGAGAGGAAGCUGAACGAGGUCGCCGCCCAGACGCAGAAGAGAGCGGACGACAUGGAAGCCCGAAUCAAAGCCUCGGAGGAGAGCGGGGAUUCCGUCGCCGCCAAGGUGGAGUCGCUUCUCUCCCAGUACGACGCCCAGGAGAGCGCUCUGGCUGGGAAGGCCUUCUCCAAGAAGGAGCUGGAGGCCGUGAGCGACCACCUGGAGGAGCUGCGGGCCAACGUGGCGGCCGUGGGGGAGGCGCAGGACUCCCUGGCCGCCACGGACUCGCUCAUGGCCCAGCGGGUGGAGGAGUUGGAGAGGCUGGCGGCCGAGACGGGCGCCGAGCACGCCGCCGAGCUGGAGGAGCACCGGCGAGCCAUCGCCUCCAUGGAGACGGCCUUGGAGGAGGCCGCCCAGACGCUGGCGGCGUUGUCGGAGGCCGGCGGCCAGGCGCAAGAGUAGCAGCACCGCAAACCACAAAACACUCUUUUCUUUGGUAGUAACUUGAAGUUGCACAGGUAGGACAAGACCAGAUGGAGGAGCUGGACUGCGGAGCUGUGAAUUCAAGACUCAAUCUGCACUGUUAGUUACAUUUACUUUUUUUUUUUUUUUUCAAACUUCCUGCCUGCGCCAAAGAUGUUUUUCUUUUUUUUCUUAAGUCAAAAGCAGUAACACCUUGUUGAGCACUCAGUUGUUUACUUUUUUGGGGAGUUUUACAAUAAAAACACUUGUUGAACUAAA
This is a messenger RNA of Phyllopteryx taeniolatus (common seadragon), 1815 nucleotides long. RefSeq names its product cytoskeleton-associated protein 4-like. Lineage: Eukaryota; Metazoa; Chordata; Actinopteri; Syngnathiformes; Syngnathidae. The transcript is spliced from 2 exons. The coding region runs from base 88 to 1536 and encodes 482 amino acids. The record is from RefSeq and is a predicted model, not a curated record.